AUGACAGCGUCCGGGGAGAGUAUCCCGUCCAUCUUUGGGAGACCCAGCACGGCCCCGGGUAACCCCGCUGCCACUCCCGCGCCGGCGGCGGCCACCAGCAACGGCAACAACGGGGCCAUCCUAUCCCAGUCGGCGAACAACCUGUCGAGCGCCGGCACCGUCGUGCCACCGCACAGCACUGCCACCACUACCGCUGCGGCAUCGUCCGGCGGCGGCGGCACAUACAUCAUGGCCAACUCGCCUGUAAAGGUCCGGCCUGUCACCCAUGGCUAUCGUCCCAAGGUGACGCGGACGCUAGGUCAGCGGCCGGCCUGCCUGGUGAACGCAUCGGUCACGUACUGCGGCAACAACCAGAUCUUUGCCUUUGGAGGCUUCGAUCAGUACACGGACGAGGUGUACAACCAUGUGCUCCGGUUGGACCUAGCGAGCCACCAGUGGUCCCUCGUUGACAAUUACGGCGACAUUCCCGGUGUGCGGAUGGGCCACACUGCUACCCUCUAUCAGGGCGACAAGCUACUCAUCUUUGGUGGCGAGAACGAGCAUCGAACAUACCUAUCCGACCUCAUCAUCUUCGACCUCAAGACUGCGCACUGGACGCAACCGUCGGUGACGGGACCCAUCCCCAAGGGUCGCGCGCGGCACGCCGCCGUCUUGCACGAAGACAAGCUGUUUGUCAUAGGAGGCAUCACUGGGCAGAACAACUACGUGUUGGAUGACAUUUGCUUCCUCGACCUCAAGACGUACACGUGGUCGCGGUCGUGGCGCUUCGUCGGCCGCUUCGACCACUCGGCAUAUAUAUGGGGCGAUCGGGUCUGGGUAUUUGGCGGGCUGAGCGAGGACAUGGACAAGAUCAGCGAUAUGUGGUGGCUCGAUCUCAAGGGCACACCCGAGUUUGACUCGCGGCCCCAGAUUGGUGUCUUUGACCGGCACUCCGCGGGCCGCAUGCAACCGUCGGGCGGGUCUUACCGCCAACCGUAUAGCAUAGGAGGGCCGACGCAGACGGCCGUGGGGACGACGUCCGGGUACGCGGCCAACUCGCGCACCGCGCAGGUCAACCCCCCCUCUUUCCAGGUCAAGUCGUACGCGCCCAUCGCACCGGGUUCCAUCUCGGCCCUCAAGUUCAUGUCAGGCUCGACCACGCCGCCGCAGGGAUCCGGAAUCCACUUCCACGCCUACUCGUCCGGGACGCUCCUCGACUUCGUCACACCCGCAGCCACAAUCACCCCCCGCGAAUGCUCGCUGUCGGUGCUGGAUCUGACCACGCUCCGGUGGCAGAAGCUCGCCGAGGGCCGCGAGAUAUUCAAGGCCGGGUACAGGUGGCACUACUGCACCAUCAACGAAGACGGCACCAAGGCCUGGCUGCUAGGAUGUGCCACGGACCCUGCGACCACCGACGUAGGGCCCAACGGCUACGAAGAAUACCUCAGUGACAUAAUGGAGAUUGAUCUCCGACGCUACGGCUUCCUGGGGAACAACCUGACGCCGGAGCCGCGCGAGACGACGCGUCCGUCGCUCACGGCCCGACCGAUAGAUCAGCCGUCGCAGGGUCUAGGCUCCGACCUAGCCAAGCUCUUCAACCAGCCGCCCGAAACAGGUAGCGGUACCGACUUCAUCAUCACAGCCCUCCCAGAGGGCUCCUCGCCCGACGAGGACUCAGGCAGCACAGUGCUAGACGGCUACGCCGAGGACGACGAGUACGCCGACGAGCCCGUCACGGAUGUGGGCGUCAGGAACGGCUGGCUCACGAACGGCGCGCCCACGUCGCAGCCCAUCCAUGUGCACAAGCUCAUCCUGCAGGCGCGCUGGCCGCACUUCUCCCGCCUGUACAAGUCGCGCAUGGCCGAGUUCCACGCCAACAGGAUGCAUAUGCCCGAGCCGUUCCCCGUGGUACAGUCCUUCCUCCACUACCUGUACACGGACCAUAUCCGGUCCCGCGGCGACCCGGCCGACACGCCGACCCGCCUGUCCGACGUGGCUGGCCUCCUGAUCCUGUCAAACAUGUACAACCUCUCCCACCUGCGUCUCCUGUGCGUCAACCGCCUGGCCCGCGAGCUCGACGUCGAGCACGCCUGCUCCAUCUGGCAUGCCGCCGGCCUGGCGGACGAGGAGUGGCUGCGCAAGCGCGCCGGGAACUUCUGCUUCAACCACUGGGGCCGUAUCGUCCGCACGAAGGGCUUCCUCCGCUUGCCGCGGUCCGCUCUCGUGGAACUCAGCCAGGAGAUCGACAUGGAGGGCAGGGUCGUCGGGGGCGAGGAGCUCGAGUGGGGUGCUGCCGCUGCUGCCGCCGCCGAGGCCGCCGGUCCCGGUGGCCUCAUGCUUCACGAUUCCGGUGGCCAUCAUGGAAGCGAUGGGCUGAGGAAGGUGAGUAUAGGGAGUGGUGGGAGUGGUCAGCUUCUCGAGUCCGAGGUUGAUGAUGAUGGGAUGGAUAUGAAUUAG
This is a messenger RNA of Geosmithia morbida, 2436 nucleotides long. RefSeq names its product Kelch motif. NCBI's taxonomy places the organism in Eukaryota, Fungi, Ascomycota, Sordariomycetes, Hypocreales, Bionectriaceae. The coding region runs from base 1 to 2436 and encodes 811 amino acids. The transcript has 3 exons. Gene Ontology annotation, molecular function: protein binding. The record is from RefSeq and is a predicted model, not a curated record.